Molecule: messenger RNA, 13555 nt
Organism: Pocillopora meandrina
Lineage: Eukaryota; Metazoa; Cnidaria; Anthozoa; Scleractinia; Pocilloporidae
Source: the annotation of a GenBank genome assembly
GGUAAAUAACAGGACAAAUUUAUUCAAAAUUCUUCGGUUACGUUCAACUGAUUUACUGCUGAUAAACGGUGCUUGAAUGGGCACAGGUUGUCUCUGUAUCUUUACGACGGUGUAGAGUAUUGAAAAAUUUCGGUCUUUUGUAGUUAUCGAAUAGAACACUUCAAUUUUACGAUCAUCAGUCGAUCCUCUGGGAUGUCCGGAUCGAAAGCACAGUUAUCUAAAGCUGCGAGUCAAAGUAGUUUUCUCGACUUCAGUCCUAGUGCCGAGGGAAACAAAGAAAAUGCACAGUCCAGCGAAGAAGGGGGUAUUGUAAACAAAAGCUUUGGUAAGAUCUUGAGUUAUUUCUAAACAGCUUAGCUAAAGGGAUGGACAACAGUUCUAUUGAUUUCUGAUUGUUGAAUGCCUAGAUGAGUUCAAUUAAGUCAAGUUUUACAUAAUGAUCGCUCAGAACAAACUGAAUCAAUUCUGAUCUUUAAAAUCUACUUCUCUGACUCUGAGUUUGUGCAAAGAUCAUACGGCAUUGUGAGGAAUGAAACGCAAGGGUCCUGAACGGCGAGAAUCGUAACAAAUUGGUUUAUUGAGAAAAUAGUUCAGUCUUAUUAGUCCUUGUCCAUUCACGUUAGCUACCGGAAAGAAGAAUAAAUUUGUUGUUAUGGAAACUUAAAAUUUCUCAUAUGCUAACAAUGCCGUGACGUACUUUGCAUAGCAAUUGCUAAAAACUUUCGGGUUGAAAGACGAGCGAUCAGUCCGAUUCUAGCCACAAGCCAUCAUUUCAAGUUGAUCGAUCAAGGUAGGAGUAAUUCGUCAAUCUAAACAGCUUUCGUGUUGAACCUAAUACCUCUAAUGAUGUGUUGUUCUGAUUCUAUUCAAAUAUACAAGAGGUGUCCCAAAGCGCUGUCCUAAGGCGUUGCGAUCACGAAGAAAACAUGUCACGAAUCGAACUGUUAUACAAACAUUCGAUCAUCAUGGAAAGCGCAUCAAAUUUUUUUCCUACAGACCCAUCAAGAUUUUAUGAAGUGGUGUUGAAAUCUUGAGGUUAAUCCUAAAACGCAUGAAUGUCGGGAAGAAAAAGAAACACUACGUUUAUAGCCAAGCAAGAUAGCUUAUUGUUCGUAAAUUUCCCACGGGAGAUAUCAAAAGUGCAAAUUUUGAAAACACUUUCAGAUAAAUCGUGGGAAUUUACGCGUAUUACUUGCGGCUAUAAUAUUUUGGUUCAAUACCAGAGAUUCAUCUUAAACGAAAUCUGUACGAAUUAACUGUCCUUUAUGAAAAUCGUCGGGUUGAUGAUAAUAUGCUGAAACUAAGGGUUAAUGUACAGCAUAAAUAAUUGCUGUGACAAUCAAAAGAUAGCUCGGGUUGAUACUAAGCUUGCAGCAAAGCGAUCGAGGCAAACUUCUAAGAUUGGUAAAACUCGUACUGGCAAUGUUACAAUUUCAGCGCGGUAAAAUCACAAGAGGUAAUGGAUUUAGUGCCAGAUCAUUACCAAUCUGUUCAUUGUCUUUUAUACAUUGGACUAAAUUUGACACCUUAUUGUCAUCCUUUUUAACCCUUUAACUCCCAAGAUAUUAUUGUUACAAUUCCUUGUAAAUAAGUGAUGAGAAUUUGGUGUUAGUUCAAGAUAAAAACUUCUUCCUGAUAAGUUUGAGUAUUCUCAUUACCUGGUGGCUGGAUAAUGUACAGAUUUUUUAGGGAGAAGUUACAAGUUAAUUACUUCUGGGAGUUAAAGGGUUAAAGUGGCAGUAAUGUUCUUUAGAAGGUCAGUUUGGGGUAAUUUCAUUGAGGUUUUUUGUUAAACUUAAUAACUAAAGAUCCUGAUGUUGGUGGAAAUUUAUUGAGAGUACCAUCCCAAGAGUCAAUGGCAUCUACAGCCACCUAUCAGAGCAAUGCCUCAAGCCUGGUUCAAGUGAGACCUGUCGACGAUCAGGAUGGAGCUGUUACUGCUGACUUCGAUGAAGAUGAAUCAUGGGAAUAUGGAGAGCAGUUGGAAAAGAGUAUGCCCAGUCACCAGUUCCGUUCUAUCAGGGGUCUUCCAUCAGAAAAUGCAAUGAAAAAGGGGGUACGAAGGACUUUGAAGAGCAGAGCUCAAACUUCUCGUGCCUCCCUGAGAAGUUUGUCUCGUGACAGUGGAGGUGAUGUUGAAAGGGUCUAUGAAGAUCAAGUGCUUCGUGAUACAGAGUUUACACCAGAAGAAUUUGCAGAGCUGACAAAGAGAAGACAGUCUAUCAAGGAAAUGCCCACAUCAAUCAGACGAAAGCGCAGUCUUAGGUUAGCCACAUUAUUUAUUGUCCAAAAGUUGUCAAUCACCUUUUGGUAAUACUAUGGUGGAAAGAUUUUGUAAAAUAUUUCAGAAAGAGAUAAAGGCCUGUUCUGUUAAGAGGUCAAAAGCUUACACACCAGAUGACAAGUUGCUGUGAUACAUUGUAGAAUGCUACAACAAUUUACCUCCUGUGACAUAUGAUGAAAAUCUUGCUACUUUUUCGAGACUGAAAUUUGUCUAUGGAAUUAGUUGCAAAAAAAAAGAAAAGAAAACUAAUCUGUGUGCAUUUGAGAGAUUGAACCUACAAAAUCCUGGAGCACUGCUGUAGGGUUUUUGAGAGAAGAUUUUGCCCAGAAAUUCCUUGUGUCACUUGAUGUGUGUUGUUGCAGCUGAUGCUUUUCACAGUGAUGUGUUGCAGCAAUUUUUUUUGAGGCUGCAUUACACAGAAUGGGUUGUCACAGUUGUUGAAUUCCCUUUGCAGCUAAUAUACAAUGUCUUAAAGUGUGUAUAUUUUGAAACUCAUUCUUCAACCUUAAGAGUUAGAAACAGCUUGAUUAUCAAACUAUAAUUGAAAGUUGUUGCAAUGAAAGAAUUCAGUAAGAUAUUAUGGAACUGACAUGUGAUCUGAUCAAUAACCUUAAUUGACUUAUGGUUUUGCAGAGAGAAUGUUGCCACAUCAGCAAUCCAAAGGGGGAAAACAAAGCGAAUUAGUGCCUGGAAACAAUUCAAGUUUGCAUUUGCAAUGGUAAAUUUACAAUUUGAUUUGAGUUGAUAAUUUAAUUUAUUUUUUGAUUGAUUCUUUAAUUGAUUAUUUUUUAAAUAGAUUUAGUCUACACAUUACAUACUUAUUAUAAACAAUACUUACAUGUACCAGCUAUUGCUUUAUUAAACUUUCACAUUUUAAACAUUGUUAUUUUGUACACUUUUAUCAGGGCUGGCAGCAUUUUAAGGAUGGCUGUAAAGAGAUUCUGUAUUCCUUGGAUUUGUGGAGGGGUCAUCUAAAAUUAAUUCAUGGUUAGUGCUAGAUGUAGGACGUAUUGACCUUUAAUUAACACCCUAACAUCAUUAUGCACAUUCUCCUUACCGUUCUCUGUACAGUUCUUAAGCUGCUACUAAGGAGAAUUUGUUUAACAAUCAAGAGCUUCUUUAGUUGGUGAUCAUUUCCUUUACUCUUGUGACCUUAAUGUUAGAUUCAGGUGUGAUAUUGUUAGGAUAGAUAUUUGGGGGGUAAAGGGUUAAUUAUUAUUACUUAAUUGUUGUUCAUAGUGACCAAGAUGUUACAUGAACAGUGGGCUGAUACAUGUGCUUGUACAUGAGUGGAUGCCUACCUCUGUGGUUUGCUUUGUUUCUUUCCUUUGGCCCUUCCCCUUGGCUUGGCUGCUAUAGUGACUUCCUUGCUAGUCGAGAGACUUUCAUCCUCCUCUGUUACCAUCUUUACAACACCUUCCCUCCAACAUUAGUCUUCACAAUCAUGACACUCAGUUAUUCAAUAUCUUUUUCUUAUUCUGGGUGAUAAUUGUCAGUAUCUAUCUGUAGGGUUGCUGGUUAACCUGUUAUCAAUCAAUAUGAAUAUAUUCUUUCUUCUUCAGGAAUGUUUGGUUCAGGAGUGAUGUCAUACUUUGUGUUACUGCGCUGGCUGUUCCUUCUUAACAUUGUGAUACUGCUGUUAACAAUCUUUUUCCUGUUCAUACCACAAAUGAUCUAUGGUCAGAGCUCAGAGAGCAACAAUGCUUCUUUCACAGGAUGGGAACUGCUCACAGGAGAGGUAAUAGCCAAUUAAAGAGUAAAUGGCUUGAAUCCAAGAGUAAUACCAGGUGAUUAUGUAGUGCGGUUUUCUACAGCUGUAUUAUGGAGCCUCAGGAGGGUAGUUCAGAUAAGGGUGACUGAUGUUUCAAUAACAUGAGGGUAAUUAUUGGCCAGAAGAUGACAGCAUCUCCCUAUGUUAUCAUUGGCAUCACUCACUAUCAUUCAAAACAAUCCUGGCCCUACCCAAGGAAUCACACUAUGCAGUUGACUGGUGAGGUGUUAUACUGAGUAAUAAAAAUAAAUAUUGUACUCACGGCAAAGUGUUAUCCUGCUACACUUGUGUUCAUGAAACAAAAAUAAUGUAACUUCAAAUGGUGUUUCUGUUUGAUUUGGGAAAAUUGGAGUACAUCUAGUGAUGAAAACUCUUAAAUCUUCCUCAUAAGUGUGGAAACAACCUCCCACCCUCCCCCCUUAGUUGACAUGAAAAAAAAUUGAGAGGGAAGCAGGGUGUUAAAACAAAACUUUGACGUUGGGUUGAAGGUCGCCACCCCAUAUUAACCCUUUCUAAUUACAUAACAGCUUAAGAUUAUACAUGUAGCUUUAGCAUUAAAAUAAAUUUUAUGUGUCUGAUUUUUGCCUCAGGGCUGGUUUGCUGCCACAGAACUGUACUACGGUGCAUACACCAACCAACGCAUAACUGAAGUAGAUGAUUUUGAGUAUAUCAUGCCCAUGGCAUACCUGUGUGUUGGAGGUGGCUAUCUGCUGUUGUGUCUGGUAAUGCUUGUGUACAGGUAAAUAUACAACCAAACUGAUUAAUAGGAGGGGCACAUGUUCUUACGACUGUAUAAAGCAAAGAUAGGCCAUUAAGGCUGAAGUCCAGCACCUACAGUUGUUGGUGACCCUGGGUGUCAGUCGAAGUUUUUCCCACUUUCUCUUGCUGGAAGUGACAGAGAGUCAUGCCCAGUGUGGGAACAUUCUGUGGAGUUCUUGAACCAGAUAGUCAACUCUCACAAUACUUCUCAUGGAGAACAUUAUAUUGUAUUCAUAGGCUAGACACUAUACGCUCAUAAUGCCUCUUUCCACCCACGGGCCCAUUUCCGGAAUCUUUCAGCAUUUACAGCUCCCAGAAAGCUAUUUUCUGUUAGUGAUUUGACAGUCGAGUUUCAAAUGUAUUAACAUUUCAACAUUAAAAAUAUCAAUACAGUGACUUAAAUUCCCAUCUCUGCUUUAUACUAGCCAUAAAAGUUAAAGUUACUGUUUUUUUUAUUAUGUCUAGUAUGGCAAACUCCUACAGAGAGAACUACAUAUACUCUGGGGAUGAAUUUAGUUUCUAUGCAUCAAAAGUGUUUUGCUCUUGGGAUUAUGGAAUCACUGACAGGAGUGCGUCAUUGUUAAAACAUAAAAGUGCUUUUAAUGAACUUCAGGUCAGUAUUUGAAUAGUUGCUACUUUAAGGGUAAUUCAUAACCUUGAUUAAUGACUAUGGGAAUGCUCACAGACUGUAAAAUUAUGUUGCUGCAAGCGUGAACUGUACACAUUGUUUCAGAUAUUUUAAAAAGUCUAUUAAUUUAGGUAGACUAGAAAUCAAGGAGAGCAAAGUAUGAACCACCUGUGAAAGUAGCCCUCACUGGUUUCUCAUGCCCGUGGUAUACCUCCAAGGCCACAAUUUACUAACCUAUUUAUCUUCCAAGGCACAGGCUGACUAUGCAGGGUACGGUACUAUCCCUUCUAGGGCACACUGGCUGGCCAGAGAAUGGUAACUUUAGUUAGUAGAAUCGCUUAUAGGGUACACUGACUGACCAGCAUCUUUCAGUCACCUUGACCCAAAAUUUUCUCUUUGGCUGGCUUUAAAUCAACUCCCAUUUCCUGGUUCCUGGGUCAGAAGCUCUCCACCUGAAACCCAUAACACAGUUGCGUAGUCAAUUUUGUUAGGUUAUCACCUAACCUCCAUGAUACUUGAACAGCACCUGAAAUUGUAGGAGCUCCUUUCCAGCCUCUGGCUCUUAAACAAAUACAACCUUGCCUCUCAAAUGUUUUGUAACUCAGUGAGUGAUGAACAGCCUUCAUACACACUCUAAAUAAUUUACUUUGUUUUGGUUUAGCAAUAAAAAUUAUUAUUUGUGACCAAUUUUCUUUAACUUAAAUCCCCAUAAAAGAAACUGAAAAUCCUCCAUUAUUAUUGGCAUUGUCACUUAACAGGAAGCCAUCGCUGAACAGAGUUAUUCAGUGACCCGUACUUUGAAUGAAAAGUGCGAACUGUUUUGGUUUCGUGUCUUCACAAAUUUCAUUGUCCUGGCCUUGAUGGGAGGAUCAGCAUAUCUCAUCUUGUUUUCUGCAGGCCUCUCGCUACAAUCAUCAGUAAGAAAAUAUUUUCCUUUGUGCUAUAACUAUCAGAUUAGUUUUUAAUGGAGAGAAUGAAUAGGAGUGAGGAUGUUCAAAGAUCUGGCAGGCUUAGGCAUGGACUGCAAUCAAAUUUCAUUUUUAGGGUCAAAUUUUGACAGCUAGUGAAAAUGAAUUUUGUGAUAAGUCAAUUUUCCAUAUUGGAGCAUAUGAUUUCAUGGACUGAAGGGUAUUGUGUGCAGUUCAAAGUACUCUGGUCAAGUAUUCACAUCAAUGCUGCUAUCAGUUAUCUUGGGGUCCAUUCAGGGUACUAAGAACAUUUAUUUCAGAAUGUUCUAAAUGUCACAUCUGUGAGAGAUAGUUAGUGGAUAGAAAUCCAAAAUUUACGAAAAUUAAUUUACAUUUGAUUUUAUAUUUGAAGUAAGGCAUUUUAAUAAUAGUGUGUCAAACAAGGGAAUGCAAAAAAUUGUUUUAUGCAUAUACAAGUGUAUACACCUGGACUAAACUAAUGUUUUAGUCAAUGCCAGAUGACAGUCAGAGAUUUUCCUCAGCUCUUUCUUUUAAACUCUCCCCACAUACAUUGUUAUAUGUUUCACUCAGGUUUUCCUCUACAAUGUGGUAUAACUUAUGAAUUUGCUUUCUUUUCAUCAAGGAUAACGUUGCUGUGUUGGAGAAACUUUUGCUUCCACUAGUGGUAUCUGGCAUCAACCUUAUUAUGCCAAUGGCCUUUCGCAUUAUUGCAACUUUAGAAAGAUACAAGAGUCCUCGCACUGCCAUAAAUGUCAAUUUGGCAAGGUAAUUAUGAAGGAUUAACAAGUAAUAUGUUAAUAUUGGACUCCUUUUUGGAAGCAAAUGCAUCAAAAUCAAGUAGAUUAAAUAUUUUACAACCAAUCAAUUUCAGUUUAUUACUUUGUUGCAGCUAGCACUGGCUGACCUGAUGUAUAUUAAGUAUUUGGGAUGUUUUCAAUCAACUGGGAUUUUGUUUGCCUGCUUUAUCUUUUGUUUUGUCAUUAAUUAGGAAUUAUUAUGCAACUGUUGGAUUUCACUGAACCAUUUUAAUUUUUAUAAACUGGACUAACUAUUAUCAUUAUUGAUGUGAACAAAACUGUUUGAAGUGGAUAUUGUCAACUUGUACCUCUGGCUAGUUCAGUGCUGUAUUUGGGGUGGGACUUAUUAAUUGAAACCUUAAAGACAAUAGUUGUUAUGGGUUUCAGUGAGAGUUUGAGAUGUUAAACACAUAUUUUUCUAUGAUAAAGAAAUUAAUUAAUCUUCAAUCAAAUUCUAGACUUUAACAAUUUGUGUACAGUCUGCAUAUUUAUGAUCAAUGCAUUUUGUUUUUAAUCAGAACCACUUUGAUGAUGCUGAUAUCGGUAACAAUGGUUGUUGUUCUGUUGUUUGUGGACAUUCAGCGAUGCAGGAAUGAUGGGGAACUUAUCGGCUCAGAUAAGGGGUGUGACAAAGUAAGAGAUUAUAACAUGAAAUAUGAAAUGGUUGGCUUCCUGUGUUUAAUGGCUGGUCAUGUUGUGGUGCAAUGUAUUAUCUUACAUUUGUAUGUAAAUCAGUGUCACAGCAAUGAUUUCUAUUGUGCAUCUCAUGUCAAAGCCAGCGCUGUAAAAAAGCAACAUGUUUUAUUUGCUUGUUGUUGUUGGUAAAAUAGAAAUUUCUUCUUGGUAAACCAGCCACCCCUAACUCAUCAAAUGCUUUUAACCAGGGGGUAACGUUUGAUAAUGUAGUCUGAUUGUUCAGGUGAGGGUUGUCCUGAGAAGGACUGUUGUUGAUAGUGGAGACAGAUGUUUUGACAACCUGAGUGGAAGUCAUUAUAAAUCUGAGUCAAGUGAAGAGUUGUUAUUAGUUGAAUGCUAUAAGUCCGGUUUGUGAAAACUGAUUGGCCAUAUAAUGCAUGUUAUUGGCUAUAAGACUCAAUUAGUGUAGGUAGAUUGUGAGUAGUCAGUUUCAAUCCAUCGGUAAUGUUAGGUCAUUAUUUUGUGUGGUGCUGAUAGUUGUUGACAUCUGUUAACUUGAUUCAUUGCCUUUAAGAAAUUAAAGUGAAAUGUGGUUGUAUUGAUUCUGAAGAUGGAGCACACAGACUAAUUUAAUUUUUUUUAUAAUUAGCUUAUUCAAAACUGUUGGGAAAAUUAUGUUGGAUACGCUUUCUAUCGACUUGUCAUUGUUGACUUUGUUUUCCUGUUGUUAUCAACAUUCUUUGGUGAAUUUGUCCGAAGGUGAGUGUAAUUCUUGCUUGACAUUUUAGUUGAAAACUAGUUAAAUUUGCUUGGCCUACCUCCCUCUCCUUCCACAAGAGCUUUUUACCUUACUUUUGUUGAGGGCUCAACAAGCUAAGUAUAGUGUUCACAAUUAGGACCUCAAUGACUUGCAAUUGAAUUGAUUACAUUGAGAGAAGGGAACUGCCAGAGCUCAUGGUCUGCAAUUUUGGGGGAAUUUUCACAGUUUGCAUUAAGGAGAAACAAAUUUGAAGUAGCUGAAUUUUUAUGAACUGCUUAUAAAGCCUCAGCUUUUUUGAGCUGUGAUUGAACCUUAAACACCCUCAACUGUAAGGAAAUGUUAUAAAUAUGCUACAAGGAAUUUUUUAAAAAUAUUUUUUCAGGAUUCUUAUUGUUAACUGUCAGUGUUGCCAAGCACUGGGUCCACCUGGCUUUGACAUUUCAAGAAACGUCAUUGAUCUGAUAUAUUCACAGUGUCUGUGUUGGUAAGAAAUUUUUUGUAAGCUGACAUCUAUUAUUUCUCCUGCCUGGUGCUUGCCUAAUCCUCCCCUCCCAUUCAUUUACCAUUCAUUCUGUUCAUUUUUCUUUCCUUUCUCUCUUCCUUUCACCAAUCAUUUGUACUUUGAUCCUAUAGUAGCACAGCAUGCAGUAUCAUGCAGUUUAUAAUGAGAGGUCACAAACAGUACAAAACUUUUUUUUGUUUGUUUAUGCUUACUCACUGAUCAAAAUUUCCAUUUAAAAGCACUGAGUACCAAAUGUUUAAAUAUUUUUGUUUGUUCUCUUCAUGUACAGUGUUUCUAUGCUUCCUCUCUUGUUUGCACAGUAACACAAUAUGAUAUCUUCUCUUCAUUUAGGAUUGGCACGUUCUUCUGCCCUAUGUUACCAGUUAUUCAAGUGAUAAAGCUCUUUAUCUUGUUUUAUGUGAAAAGGGUAGGUACUUAAUUAAUUAGGAUUAGAUAGAGUGAGUGAGCUUUUCUUAUGAAAUAUAAGAACGGCAUGCUGAGUAUGUUCAUAAUGUAAAGUCGUUAUUUAAACUCACUGAAAUAUCUACAAACAUUAAGAAGAUAUUUAAAAGAGGUGGAUUUAAGGUUCUAAAAGUUGUAACUUUAACUACUACGCUAAUAAUGCCCUAUAAUACACCCUUGAAAGGGGACUGCUUCCUUAAACCCUUGAUACAGUUUCUUGAAGGAAUUUUGGUCAAACUUGUUUGGUUUUGGAAGAUAUGGGCAAGGGGGGAUGACUUAAGAUAAAUUAAGUUAAAUGUAGUUGUGUUUCCUCUUGGUAUUUGCAGCCAUGCAGUAAAAUGACCAUUAUGAUAAAAGUUGGUCGAUGAUUGUGACACGAAUUCAUUCAUUGCAUACAUUGCAAACUUUGGUAGACUGUAAGAGGCAUGGUACCAGUAAAUACAUUUAUUUAAAAGAGCACCUUUUGAUUAAGUUUGAAAAACCAAAAAUGAAGUAAUCGCAAUGGCCAAUUAGAAUAGGUUAAAAAUAUCUAAUGGAAACAACUGGAACUCAAAAUUAAAAGGAAGCUAAAGCACAGAUAAACAUGAUUCGUUAAACUGCAUUUGGUUUUAGCUCCGUAUCUGAUGGAUGGAGAGAAUGGAACGAGUUUCUACACCAGUUGUAAAGCACAGUCAAGCAAUAGCAAUGCACAUUAUCCCAUUACAAACUGCAUUUCUUUUUUUUCCUUGUAGACAAGUGUGGUGAUGAACUGCCGUGCAUCCAUGAGGCCUUUCAGAGCAUCCAGGAUGAACCUUUUGUUUCUGUUUUUACUGGCUGUGUCCUUCUUUCUGUCCAUGAUUGUGAUAGGAUAUACUAUAAUGUCAUCAGAUGUGUGAGUAACAAUACUGAAAUGUCACUCCUGUUGGUGCUGAGAGGCCUUACAAACCUGUAGACACUCCACAAAUGAUACAUUUAAUAAAAUGUAAACACUAUUUUUAAUCAGGAUCAAGAAAACACUAAUUCAAAUUUGUGUCUCCCUUAACAGCUUUGUAUCUCAGUUGGUCACAGAAACGCCCUAAUUUCGUGGACAUGCGUUUUGAAGCAUAAAUUUAGCUCUGACUUUUUUCUUUGAAAUGACUUUAAUUGCAGCUAGUCUGUAACCUUCAAAAUUCAGUUCUUUUCUGGUUACCUGGAGGCAAUCGCAAAGCUGUUAAACUUGUAACAAAAUAUAUCCUACUAGACUAAUUCAAUUACACAAGAAUGGCUUUGUUUGUGAAAAAUAAUAACUGGAGCAAAAACAGGCAUAUGAUCCUUUAAUUUGAGUCACCAGGCAAAAUGUGAUAGAUGGAGCAAUACAGGUUUUAAUAAACCAAUAAGCAGACUUGCUCUUUUCCUAUCAACUUUGAUAGUUAUAGUUAGUGGUACUGUCCUAAGACAUCAAUUGUUUGUAUGCAGUUGUUUUCCAGCUUUGUUCUCCUAAUUAUAAUUUCCUGAGGAAGUGUCAAGCUCACUUUUCAAGCCUCAUUUGUGCUAGAAUUAAUAAUUACUUUUAUUUUCUUUACAGAACCAACCCUUCACAAUUGUGUGGUCCUUUCCGGUAAGUUUUUAUUCAUUAUUUAGCUGCAUUUUUGCUGCACAUUUGUUCCUUAGAGGUAUGAUAAGUCUUACAUUGUGCAGAUAUUUACAAUAUCCUCUAAAUCACUCACAAUGUUGCUUGUUUUUGUUGUGUUUAGAGGGAAGAAUUUCAUGUACGAAGUUGUAACAGAAACAGUUGACAAGUUUCCAAAGUGGCUGCAUGUAACCAUAGAGUAUGCAUCCUCUGCAAGUUUUAUCGCAUUGUUGUUCUGUAUUCUUGGGUAAGAAUGAAAGUCAUUGUAAAAGUUGAACAGCUAUUUGUGGUUAAAUUAUAGUACACAGGACACUUCCAUUAACAUCAUCACAUUAGUUUUAGCUCUUGCUCAGGGAAAAACUUUAGCCAUUCUCUCAACCAAUCUCCUUGCUUAUUUUUAAUUUUAGUUCUCUUUGACUUCUUGUGAAUAAUUAUUACAAUGAUUCUGAUCAGUAGUUGUGAUUACUCUAGCUCUGAUCCUGAAACAGUCAGUAAAAAACUGCUGAUUGCAUAAUUCUGACAGAUGUAUAUAUUUUUUCAUUUAAUAUGAUAAUUAAUAAAUGUACUGGAGUAUCCCUUCUGGAGACUGUUGAACCAUAAACGAGCAAUUAUGUUGUUUCUGUCAUAAUGAGUAUUUUCAAACAGUUUCUGUCUAGACUUUGCGAUCAUAGAUGACUUUAUUCACAAUUAUUACAAUUUCCUUUUUACUGUAGGAUCAUUGUCUAUUAUUUUAAAAUGCUCAAGGAUUCAAAUGAAAAGAAGAUAAAACUAUUGAAAGAACAAAUUUCCUUGGUAAGUAGUAGGCUACAGCAGUUUACAAGGAGUAUUCUAUGCAUUAACUUAUGGGACUAAGGUUUAAUUAGACUACAUAAAGUACCUCCGUUUUGGUGAAGUCUGUUGUGCAGAAAAUCUCACCCUCAAAGCUGUACAUGACAAGCUAACAAAUUUUUUUGUGCUGAAUUUUUUGACAUAUGCAACAGACUUUGCUGAAAAAGAAAGAUUGCUCAUAAUUUUAAGAUCCAUUCAUUUACAAGUUUGAGUUGUUUAUUAGAACCAGUGAAAAAGGUGAACAGUAAACUUUUGGAUUUGUUUGUUUUUGAUGUGGAUUUGCAUGGAUCAUGUCUCAUCAGUUUCUGUUUCUUAUCAAUUUUUUUCACUGAGAGCUUGUUUUUUGUCUUGUUUUCAAUUGUUAUGCUGAUUUUUGGACCUCGAUAAUGCUUCUAUGUCUCAUUCCAUUACUCUAUCAUGAUUUAAAAGCCAUUAAUAUUUUUGAAGCUGUGUAAGGAAAAAAAAAUCAAUUUCUAUAGACACGGUAAACCUGCACAGUCCUAAAGGAUUGAAGACAAACAAGAUGUGAUCAGUCUGACACAGAUGGGUGAUGCAAAAAAGCUUCAGGGAUUUUACGCUGCACCCUUACUCUGAUGACUCUCUCCUUUAUUUUCCAGGCUGGUCGAGAUAAGCUCUAUCUGAUCAAGAGAAUCAAGCAGGGAAUGAGUAUGCCAGUGGACGCCAACCUGCAGUGAUUUCCAAGUGCUUUGAAUGAGUCAUGUCACCCUUCUUUAAUUUAUUGUAACAUUUUCAUCUGGAUGCUCAGACUAUCCUAAGUUGCUCGUUGGGAUUCAUACAUUCUUCAAACCUGAGGUGUAAGAUUUGUCUGAUAAUCAUUGAGAAAAAGUAUUCUGACUCAUAAAGGGAGGAGAGAACAUGCACCCCAGGACCCCUCAGCUCCUGCCACUCCUUCCUUGACCAUGUGAUUUUCUUCUGCACCAAACCAAUAUUUUGAAUAAGUCAUGAAUAUCACAAUGAUUGACUUAAAAUGUGUGCAUCAUGAUGUUAUGUCUUGGGUUGUUACUCGUAUUUUUUAUAGUCUUGCUAAGUCUAAUAAGCUUGAGCAUUUCUUUUAAGUAACAGGUGAGAACAGCCUGUUAAAGGUUUUUACACUAUUUUAUCCCAUGAAACUUGGAGAGAUUAUAUUUUAGCGUGUGUUUUUUUCAGGGGAUACAAAGGUGAACGGUUUUUGCAAUCCCUUUCUGAUGCAUGACCCACAAUUCAUGCUCUCUUCAUGUUUGCAUGGUGCUUAUCUCCUUCUCAAGCUCAAGCCUUACCCCUGUCUCCACUUUCCCUGAAAAAGCAAAAAUUGACAAGGUCUUCAUGGGCUUUUAUAAUUUUUUCUCUGUAGAGAUUGCCUUUACAGUGGUAUGCAACCUUUUGUUAAGAAUUUUGACAUAAUUGUAUCUUAGUGUGAUUGUAACAUAAAGUAGUCUUAAUUAUGUUUUAAUAGUUUUACAGUGAUCCAAAUUUUGAUAGCAUGAUUAAUGAGAUGUAGGUACACUUUGUAAACCUUAGCUGAGUAAUUUAAGUUAAAAUGUAGUGAUACAAUAAUGGGAUUUUUUUAAAUAAUGUACAUGAUGUUUUUAUAAAUUGUAUUGAAUAGCUGAU